AGAACCUGGAGGAAGAACGUGUGUGUUUGGGUCCACCCUGAGAACUUCUUAUCGCUACGCAACUUAGGAAUCAUACUGAACAGGAGUUAUCUACAGAACAACCUGCUCUGAGAGAUGCUAUGGAUCUGCCAGUAUGGGUAAAUGGAGAACAACUCUGGAUCAAGGGUGUAGAAAAAAAAACCACCUGCGAUGACAUCAUCAAAGUCUUACUAGGUCAAGAAUACGAAGAAUAUUCGCUUUAUGAAAAAUGGAAAGGAGUAGAAAGAAAGCUUCGAGGCGUUUCCAAAGUUUGGAAAAUCUGGAAAGAAUGGGGGGACGCUCAAGAUGAAGUAAAGUUAACUCUUAAAAGAGCACAGGAACGAGAUGGGAGGGAGAGCCCUCGACUCAAGUCUAGAAGUAGGCACAGAAAAUCUGAACAUGGUCACAGGAGGUCUAACUCGAAGCCUCAGAGCAUUGAAUUGUUAUUAAAAUUGAUCUUAAUCCAAGGAGAAACAAUACAGAAUCAGUUAAAGAAGUUGAAAGAAAAAGAAGAAGAAAUACGUCAAAUUGAAGAAGACAAACACAAAGAAAGAGUAAAUGCACUAGGUUCUAAUUACCUUUUGGACUCCUACUUUGAAAAAGAGACUGACAGUGGCAUGGUAACAGAAUACCCUAGUGAAAACACUCCACCUGAAGAAGAAAAAGAAUAUGAUCCUAAUAUUAGAACCAAACUGGAACUUUGGGAGAAAAUAGCUAAACUGAAUCGAAAGAUAGAAAAAGAAGAAGAAACCUUAGUUAAACUAUUUGUAGCUCUAAGAGAGUUUGGAGAAAAUGAAGUUAUAAAGGAGUUAAAACGUCUUAGAAUCGAGUCAGACCGCUUCAAUAAAGAAUUAGAAUCGAACAAAGAAAAUUUAGUCGUGAUUGAAAACACAUUAAGUGAGAGGAAAAAGUAUCUUCAGAACUUAUAUACUGAACUUGAAGAAAGUGAGCAAGAGACAGUAAGACUUCUUGAAAUAAUCCAAUCUUAUUCAUGUGUGCCUCAAAAUAUUUCAUGUUGGAUUGAUGGGGAAAAUGGGAGAGAUUGUAUUCUUGAUGCAAUCGUUUAGUUAAUUAUAAAAUUAAUAAAAUAAUUAAGUUAAUUAUUUUCAAUGGAUUUUUUUUUUCACUAGUUCUUGAUCACUUUAUUCAUUUUCAAAUAAUAUGAUUAGCACUUAUUAAUUUCUUGGCUUACUCUGUUAUACGUUCUUGUUAUAUAUAUGUAGUUGAACUUACUAAAAUUUCUUUUAACAUCAGUG
This is a messenger RNA of Nezara viridula (southern green stink bug), 1274 nucleotides long. NCBI's taxonomy places the organism in Eukaryota, Metazoa, Arthropoda, Insecta, Hemiptera, Pentatomidae. The record is from the annotation of a GenBank genome assembly.